Scleropages formosus (Asian bonytongue) is the source of this 4329-nucleotide messenger RNA. It is a transcript of the gene kcnip4a, whose product is annotated as potassium voltage-gated channel interacting protein 4a. Lineage: Eukaryota; Metazoa; Chordata; Actinopteri; Osteoglossiformes; Osteoglossidae. The transcript is spliced from 8 exons. Gene Ontology annotation, molecular function: potassium channel regulator activity; calcium ion binding. The record is from RefSeq and is a predicted model, not a curated record. The coding region runs from base 729 to 1376 and encodes 215 amino acids. Gene Ontology annotation, cellular component: voltage-gated potassium channel complex. Gene Ontology annotation, biological process: regulation of potassium ion transmembrane transport.
CGCAGUCAGUCGCGUUACCCAUGAAACUGCUCCUGUACACGUACUCGGUGCUUGUGCAGCUGGCUGCUGGCGAUCUGAAAUUACACACCAUAGUUAUCAAAAUUUCUGUAUCGGGGUCAUUUCUCCUGCUUGGGCAUCAACACUUAAGUCCCUCAUGGUGGACGCAGUUCAGCGGGAAGCACAGUCCUCGAUACGGUCACUGAAACCACAACGAAAGGAGGCGGUCACAAGGAGAGGGUCUGUUUCAUCACAGCUCUCUCUCGCUCGCUCUCUCUCUCCACCUGAUUUCUUUUUCUCUCCCGCUCUUUGAGGGAACUAUCUGUUGAAGAGUGGCAGCAGGUUCAGCCGCUCUCUCCAUCCAAGGCGCAAGCAGAUACUUGAGGACCUCACCCUAGGGGAUCCUGCAUCCCAAUUAACAUUCAGACGAGCGUGGCGGUCGGCUGCCGCGGCACGUCAGCCGUCGCUCGGCCGCAGGGGUGCCUUCCGUUAGGACACUUUGUUUUCCCGUUACGGUGCCUUUUUGCACUCCUGUCCUCCCUGGCCCCGCGGAUGAGUCGCUGGACCAGCCCACUGAUGACCUGAGUGAGGAGCCUGGAGAAGAGUCCAGAACAGAGAGAAGAACCAAAAGCGGAACCUUGAGAAGAUCCCAGAGCAGAGCCAGGAGCUGAGGCAGCAGCCCAAAGAGGAACAGAGAGAGAAGAGCUGUGCGAGAGACUCAGAGGGCAGAGAUGGGGGCACUCAUGGUGAUCUUCUCCUUGCAGCCCAAACAGAGGAACAAACGAACAGACAGCGUGGAGGAUGAGCUGGAGCUGUCUGCCGUGCGCCACCGACCCGAAGGCUUGGAGCAGCUUGAGGCCCAGACUCGCUUCACCAGGAAGGAGCUGCAGGUCCUGUAUCGGGGCUUCAAGAAUGAAUGUCCGAGCGGAGUCGUCAACGAAGACACCUUCAAAGACAUCUACUCCCAGUUCUUCCCCCAGGGAGAUGCUUCGACGUACGCCCACUUCCUGUUCAACGCCUUUGACACGGAUCACAACGGAUCUGUGAGUUUCGAGGACUUUGUGAUGGGACUGUCUAUUCUGCUGCGUGGUUCAGUUCAGGAAAAGCUCAACUGGGCAUUUAAUCUCUACGACAUUAAUAAAGAUGGAUAUAUAACGAAAGAGGAGAUGCUAGACAUUAUGAAAGCCAUCUAUGACAUGAUGGGAAAAUGCACGUAUCCAAUACUGAAGGAGGAGGCACCAAGACAACACGUAGAGAUUUUCUUCCAGAAAAUGGACAAAAACAAGGACGGUGUGGUGACCAUAGAUGAGUUCAUUGACUGCUGCCAGAACGACGAAAACAUCAUGCGAUCCAUGCAGCUAUUUGAAAACGUCAUUUAAGCAGAGCCGGAUGCCAGGGCCCCUUCCUCCGGGACAGUGUUUUUCGCAAGACCUUUGGCUCCAUACCGCAUCACGUCAUCACGCAUGCCGGGAUGCGCAAGUGGGCAAUUAUGCAAAAUCAGCUUGUUUCGACCGUACAUCUACAAAAUGUUGAAUCCCGUUCACCCUUUAGUUCAUUCUCUUCCCCGAAUAGCCCACAAAUCGUCCUUCGUCGUUUUGUUUCUCAGAAGGGGCGGCAAGAGAAAAUGCUAACUUUUUCAUGUUUGAUGACGGAGUUUCAGUUUGAUCAACCUAACUUCCAGGCCGACCUUCUGCGUUUGUGCUCAUAAUGGCUUGGUGUUUCACCAGUCACAGUCUGCAUGGUUCCCUUCCUUUACUCUGUUUUUACAUCCUGCCUUAUCUAAGUAGUAAGUUUAACUGGUCAACUGGACUUUUGGUUGUGCGGUAGUUUUACAUUCUGCAAACAACACAACCGGCCUCGGAAACCGAGGUCUUCUGAACCGCUUUCUUCAGCUCGGUCCGAUUACUGUGCUUGUUCCGCCUGCCGCCUGUUCCUCCAAGAAACUUCCUCCACCAUGUUCAUCAGCCUCUAGGCCCGUGUCAGGUAGAAAUAGUAUAGCGGCAUGUUUAUAAAAGUAUUUUCUCCGUCGCUCGGGUUGAUCAAACUUGAAAUUUUACGAUCUGUUACUCCACUCUGGAUGGACUGCAGGGGACACUUUUUCUACACUUGUAGAUAAUGAAUAAAUGAAGUGAUGAACUUGUUUGCAAGCUGUUUUCUGUGUAGCGAGGCAUACGAAGCACAGUUUUGGGGUAUGUUGUGUUAGAUACGAGUGUUGUCUGGCCAACUGAAUUUAUGAAAAGUCACAAUUCAGUCUCACUGUAUUUUUUUUUCUUUCUUUCUUUUGUUUUGUAGCGUCUGCCAAGCAAGAUGUACCGUGUUCUCAAAAUAGGAGAGAUGUGGCAGGGCAACUUAUGGAUGAAGUGAGACUUUUGGAUUUACUGUAACUGUGCGUAAGAGUCUGUAAGGAGGAUAGAAAUUGUCACUGACGCAGUCACUUCGAGAAUAUUCCAGAACAGGUCAGCUCUUUACUUUUCUACAGCCUUGUGAACGACAAAUGUACAGCAGUCACUCUGUUAUUUUACGCAUUAAAUAUACUGACUCCCUGGGGUAUUGACAGUCGAGUCACAAAGAUACACAGUUUUUAGUGUUUAUUCUUGUUUGAAUUGUCUUCAUCGAUCGAGUUCUGAAAAUCUCUGUCUUCUGCAGAAUAAACGCCACUUGUGUUUAACCCCCGAGCCAAUAGAUGGCAGUAAAGAGCCUCCGAAAUAGAAGAGGCGCGAAAGACCGCCUUAAUUCCGCGUUUACGCUCAGUGUCUGGUGUUCUAGGAUCACUAACGACGUAAGGAACGUUGAACGUUGAUGUUUAUUUGUUUUCAUUUCAAUACAUCUUGAACUUAAUAAUUUAAUUAAUGAAAUUAUAAAUAGCAACAUUUCAUUAAUGUUAGGACCAUUUGUGUUGUUAAGCCUUUAUUGAUCAAUAGUAGUAAAACUGACUUUGGAGUUACAAACAAAAAUACCAAAAAACACAUCUUAGGUCCGAGUUGUGUGUUUAAGAUGAGGAGCUAGUGUACAACAUUAGAAUGGUAAUUUGGGCAUUAACUAAUAGUAAUGUUUAUUUGCCGGUUACAGUGCCACGCAGUUGCUUUAUGUGUAGUUUGGAUAACGAUGUUCAAAAGCAGCUCGCUGUAAUAUUACCUGCGUUAUGUGGUUAUGGAAUAAGAUGAGCAAAUGUAAAGGAAAGGGUGUUUUUUUUUUUUUCUUUUUUUUUAAGAAACAUAUUCCUUGCUUUGCUCAGCCCCACAUCUUAGCCCAACAGUUUUGGUGGCAUUGGUGGAUCGGAGCUACUUAUCCUCCGUCAUUUCCAAGCGUGUCCAUCCACCGCAGGACAGACGGACCAAGAACAGGCACGCGGCACAGCGCGAUCCCACCGCCUCCCCUUCACAUUUUUAUCUGAUUUCUCUAAUUCUCCUGCAGGAGAUAAUUACCGCAACUGAGCCAAUGUGCGUUUGAGUGGAGGGUGAAGUCAGUGGGUUCACACUAAGCCUUGAAACAACGCGGGCCUAGUUAACGGUAUCCAUACUUAUUAAAAAGAUCCAUAUUUAAAAGGUAUUUUCGCUAAUAACAAAGGAAAAUGUCGUCUGAGCCUUAUUAUCACGAUUUGUAUCUUCAAACUAAUUUCAUUUACUUUCAGCAGUUCUGUUUGGAACUAUUGAAAUGCUGUUUAACUGGCGUAUUUUCACAUUAUUAGGAUAUUAGAGUGUGUUUUACACGCUUUCUGAACCAGGUGUGGUCGGAUUCAGUGUGUUCGCUGUAAAGCAGGUGUGUUUCGACAGCGUUUGCUUGGCAUUUGCGCCCCCAUUAGGACAGAUGAGAGAACUGCAGGAGCUGUGCACAAAUUACAUGGUUAAGGAAAAUAGUUCUUUAACCACUUUUGGUAGAAAUGUAAAUAGCACUGAUGCCAAACCCCUCCCCUUUGCAUACACAAAUAAGUAACCAUAGCAACAGGUCCAUUCGGUUAGAAAGUAAUCUGAGUUGUACCAUUUCCACCCACUUGCUGCCCAUGCAUACAAGCACUUCGCAUCAGAUAACGAUAGUGAAAUAUAUUUGUACAGAACCGAAUUAAUAAAGUCAUUUAAAGAAAUUUUUAAAGGCAGAAAGAAAUCCAGCUCAAGAAUUAAGUUUCCAUUACCUUCUCGACACCAACCAUGUUGUGAAGGUGCUGAUUGUUAAACACCGUUGACACAAUUUGAAAAGCUACAGAAUCUCAACGCACCAUCGGAUGAAAAUUAUUCGGGCCGUCUGGGAACAUGUUCGGUUUGUACGCUGGGUGCAAACAGUACACAAUAUGUAAAUGUAAAAAUAACAAACCUUAAUUGUUUAAGUUUCCAUUGA